This is a messenger RNA of Dermatophagoides pteronyssinus (European house dust mite), 2221 nucleotides long. Its product is annotated as neprilysin-1-like. Gene Ontology annotation, cellular component: plasma membrane. Gene Ontology annotation, biological process: protein processing. Gene Ontology annotation, molecular function: metalloendopeptidase activity. The record is from RefSeq and is a predicted model, not a curated record. NCBI's taxonomy places the organism in Eukaryota, Metazoa, Arthropoda, Arachnida, Sarcoptiformes, Pyroglyphidae.
UAAUAAAUAUGAAAGUAACAACUACUAUUCUAUCUUUUUCAUCGAUCAUAUUGUUGAUAACAUUAUUAUUCAACAAUAUUGUGCACCAUAUUUACGACCAUGAUAAUAAAGCGAUGGACAUGUUCUGCAUGACUGAAACCUGUGAUAAUUAUAGUGAAAAUGUACUGAAAUUAAUAAAUAAUUCUGUUGAUCCAUGUGACAACUUUCAUCAAUAUGCAUGUGGAACAAUGAUUCGGAAUGUUUCCGAUAGAGGUUAUAUUACUGAUUUGAUUGAGAAAGUUCGUGAUGAGGUCGAAUAUAUACUUAAAAAAGGAUGGGAUCAAAAGAAAAACAAGACGAAUAGAAAAAUUGUUAAAUCUAGGUCUCUAGCUACAGAUUUGGCUAUUCGAAUCUUUCAACAAUGCACAAGAAUAACAAGUAAAAUAGCAACAAAAGAAGAAAUUUUAGAAGCAAUCAAUAAACAAUUUAACGGUCUACCGAUUUCAACAAAUUCAUCAUGGCCAUUGGAAUCGAAUAAGAACUCCAUAAAUAUAAAUUGGCUAGAUUUUUAUGCACACUAUUCAAAUGCAUUUGGUUAUGAGCCAAUAUUCAGAGUUGGGUAUUAUUUGAUGAAUAACCUUUAUAUUCAGAUUGAUUUUUGCUUUAUGGAGUUUCAAAUUUUUAAUUGUAAAGUUUUGUUAAAAUAUAUGAUGUCAAACAAAACAAACGAAAAGAGUGAAAAAGAAUACGAAAAAAUUUGCAAUGAAGUGAUCGAUUUUAGUGUCAAGCUAACUAAAUUUAAGCUAAAAUUUGGAGAAAAAAAAUUGUAUCAUUUGAAAGAAAUUGAAUCUGAUACUGGGCUGAAUUGGGAAAGUUUUUUUCAAAUAACACUUAAUUAUGGAAAAUCAUUUAGGAAAGAGAAAAACCCUUCGAUUAUCUAUGAUAAUGAACUUAUUAUUGUUGAAGAUGCGCUUCUUGAUGCUCUCAAAUUCAUUGAAAACACUCCCAAACAUAUUGUUUUUAAUUAUUUUUGGUUGAAAACGAUAGCAUAUUUUCUUAGCAAUAUAAAAACGACUGGAUUUUGUCCUGUUAGUUUCUUUUCUGAUCAAUUCCCAUUAAGCUUUGCAAUCGCACGCUUAUAUGUUGAUUAUUCAUUGAAACCUGGCUCGAAAUUGAAAGCUAUUCAUAUGGUAAACCAAUUAAAACAAUCGGCAAUUGAAUCGAUAGAAAAGAAUACAUUAUUUGAUGAUGAGACACGCGAAAAAGCUAUUGAAAAACUUCGGAGCAUAAUUGAUUUUGUCGGUUUGCCUGAAAAGUUUAUGAUUGAUGAACAACUUGAUGAAUUUUAUGGACUUCAAAGUUCGAUUGAUCCGAUGUUUGGAGAUAAUUAUUAUGAAUCAUAUGCUAAACUGUUAAGACACUAUAAACAUAUAAUGUUUGGAAAGAUGGGAAAUGAUUCUAUCAGUCUUCGAGGAAUUAAUUCCUUUUCACCAUUAAUAUUUAAUGGUUAUUAUAGCAUUUUGGCUAAUAGUAUCGAAAUCAAGCCAAUCUUAUUAAGAUUGCCAUUAUUUGAUACUGAACUACCGUUUUAUAUCAAUUACGCUAAAUUAGGUUAUAUAAUUGGCCAUGAAAUUUUUCAUUGUGUUGAUAAAACUGGUAUUAAAUAUGAUAAGAGUGGAGCUUUGCGAGAAUGGACCACAGACAAAUUUGAAAAAAAAUAUGAUGAUAAAACACAAUGUUUUAUUGAACAAUAUAGAAAUUACACUGAACAUUACUAUGGUCUUUCGCAAGAUAAUUCUACUGUAGGUGAAGAUGUCGCUGAUAAUGGCGGUUUACGUGUAGCAUAUAUGGCAUAUCAACAUGAAAUGAAACGUAUUCAAAACCUUGGAAAGCAACCGCAAUUAUUCCCUAAAUUAGUUGACAAAAAAAUGACAGUUGAACAAAUCUUUUUUCUAGCAACAGCUCAGUUUCAUUGUAGGUUUGUUACUCGAACUGAAUUGAAUGAUUGGUUCACUCAUGAUAUACAUUCACCCCCCGAAUCUCGUGUCAAUGUAUGCUUACAAAACUUUGAUAAAUUUGCAGAAAGUUUCAAUUGUUCGAUUGGAUCACCAAUGAAUCCAGAAAAACGUUGUCGUUUAUUUUGAUGUGAAUUGGGUGGUUUAUUUGUGGAAAUUGAAAUUUAGAACAAUGUGGAUCAGAAUUAUAAUUCAAUUAAUUUUACGUUGUAAACUAUAACUUGGAG